This is a messenger RNA of Wyeomyia smithii (pitcher-plant mosquito), 943 nucleotides long. Its product is annotated as zinc finger protein 706-like. The transcript is spliced from 3 exons. NCBI's taxonomy places the organism in Eukaryota, Metazoa, Arthropoda, Insecta, Diptera, Culicidae. Bases 273 to 506 code for a protein of 77 amino acids. The record is from RefSeq and is a predicted model, not a curated record.
UUUGUAAAAAUAAGCCUGUCCUCGAUUUGAAUCUGUUUUUGAGCUGCAGCAACUUGGAAGUUUGAAAAAUAUAUCGCUUACAAAUUAUCUGGCAUCUAUGAAUGUGCGACAUCUGCCGGAAUUUUCCACAAGCAUCGAUCUGCCAAUUUUGAAAGUCAAAAAUUUUCUCACAUUCGUAAAUAGACAUUUCGUACAGGUACAACAGAGGCAAAUUCUAACAACAAAUUUAGUUAACUAUUUUUCAUACAGACCUAUAUUUUACAUUACGACAAAUGGCUCGCGGACACCAGAAAAUACAAUCGCAACAGAAAGCCCAAGAAAAGGCAGCGAAGUUAAAAAAACAACAGGGUCACGGAUUGAGCGAUCAGAUGAAGGCAGCACAGAAGGCUCUCGUUUUUUCAUGCGCCGUGUGCAAGUCCCAAAUGCCUGACCCAAAAACUUACAAACAGCAUUUCGAGAAUAAGCAUCCCAAAUCGGAACUUCCCGCUGAUCUUAAAGACGUAUAACGGAAAUUCAAAAACGAGCGGUGAUAUAAAAAAGGCACGCAUCCCCUUUUUUAUUUAUAUCAAACCUGUAAUAAUACAUGCAAACAGGAGAUUCUAUUUACCAGUCUCCGAGCUAAAUUUAAGCGUCCUCAAUAAAUGAGAAAAAUGUACGUUCAAGAGCUACAAACAGUGAAAAUUUAUGAUAUUAAAGGGAAAAUAAUACUGCAGCUACUACGCGCAACAACAUCCGUUCUGUAAUUAUGCCAUACAGUGAAACAGUAUGUUCGUGCUAAUGUUUUGCUCUCGGCAAUAAAAUCAGAAAACUAACUAGAAAAUAACGCAGUUUGAAGUUUUUAAUAAUGUAUAGAAAAAUCAACCAUCCUACUCAUCUGUGUUAUGUUCAAUAAAACAAUCAAAGUUAAUUUCCAGAGAAUCUACACAGAUCAAGAAAAAGCUUU